ACCCAGCCUCCUGGAGCCUCCCUCUUUGGAGCCAGCCUUUUCAGCAGUUCGGCCUUGGAUUUCAUUACUCUUCUAAUCUUGUCUCAAUAUCCUGGCUCCCCAAUCCAUUGCUUCCCAUAUUCCCAGUGCUAGGAAGUAUACUCUUACUUCUAUCCGCUCAGACCAUCCACAUGGUCAAGUUUGCUGUGGAGGUUUCAAACAUUGCUCCAAAUCUCCUUGAAUCUGGACUUUGUAGUUGACCAAUAGAAUGUAGUAGAAGUGACUGCUGGUUUCCAGACCCAAACUAUCCUAUCUCUGGAUGCUCACCCUUACAACAACUCAGCUUUCAAUUGACAGCAAACUGAAACAGCCUGUGGAGUGGAACUAGGCCCUAGCUGAGAUUUCAACUGAUAGCCAACACCAUCUUGCCAGCCUCUCGAGUCAUUUAGAAAUUGGAUCCUCCAGCCCCUAGUGGAACAGCCCCCAUCCAACACCAUAUGGAACAGAAAUGAGUUGAUCUCACAGAGCCGUGCCCAAAGCCCAGAUUUAUGGGCAAAGUAAAUGAUUGUUACUUGUAGCCACUAAGUUUUGAGGUAGUUUGUUAUGCAGCAAUAGGUAACUAAUAGAGUCACCCAGCUUCACUCCUGGUCUCCUAGUGUCAACAUUACCACUACCUGAAUGAUAGACAUGUUUUAUUGGGAAAAUGAUUUUUCUCUGUUCCUAUGCUUCUGCACCAGUGGGUUGGUUCAGUAAUAAAUAUGUGAGGCCUUUUGUUUGGGGGGAGAAAACGAGGAAUUUUAGAGUUAAUACAAUUUACCCUUCAAAAAGCUACAAGAAUCAGAUUAAGUCAGCGCAUAAGAGAACUUGGCACAAAGUAAUUGAUGAAUGCUUAUGUAACAAAAAAAUUUAAGGAAUUAUCUUGAGUCAAGGGAAUGAACUUAAGGAGUUUUACAUUCUGACAUAAACAUUACCAAAAAGAUUAUUUUUUAAGAUCAUAAGAAAUGCAUGUUUGUCUACUACUUUCCUAGCAACCAGCUUGGCCCUUCUGUGACUCAGAGCUGACUUGGAAUCUCAGCUACAUGCUCUUUUACUAGCGUCUGAAUCCUUUCAGUUUCUUCUCAUAGCCAUCAUCUGACCAAAUUAAAUAUGGGUUUUCCUUAUUUAUCCUGAAGCUCAUGCCCAGCUUUAUUUUCUGCCAGAGGAAUCUGUCCUUCGCCGUGUAAUGAACUAACCGCACUGAGCUGCUCUUCUUUUCUGAGGGUGAAAAUGGGAGCUUACUCUUCCCUUCCUACCUCUCCUCCCUGAGAAGAGACUGGAUGAAACCCUUCUCUUUUGGUUAAGUAGAAGGCAGAGACACAAAGUGCAUGUAGAAUCUGCAAGUACACGUCGGUGACAACAGUCUCGAAAGCAUCUGGCCUUGCUUCCACGCGCGCGCAGGGGAGAGCCUCGCCCCCACGCCUGCACACGCUUGGCCAGCAAUCUGCUGCGCUUGCAGAUCCUGCCGGACGGUAUCAAGUCUCUGAUCUCACGUGACUGUCAAAACCACCCAGAAAGGGAGCGGGAGAGAAGGGAAACCGAAGCAGACACGGAGACGACCCGUUAGAGAGCUAGGAAACCGCAGGGGGUGGACUGGGACCGAGGACGCCCGCCUCUCCCGUCGAUCUCCCCUCAGCGCGGCCCUGGUCCUGAUGCUGAGCUCCCGGAGCGCGCACACCUGCGCGGGGGCAGGACGAGCCAGCCAAUGGAGAACUCGCGUCCAGGAGGCGGGACGGGGAAGCCUCUACCGACCCAGCCUGCCCGAGAGGGAUGCAGCUAAUGAGCGCCUCGUGCUGGAGAGAGACGGCGGCUCGACCAAUGAGAGGCGGAGGCCCGCCGGGCUGAAGGUGGAACAGCCAGUGGGGCGCCAGGGCGGGGCGGCGAGAGCAGCGCCAACCCGCCAGCGCCGAGCGCCGGCGUGCUGUCCGGAUCGCCGCCCGCCAUGGCCCGCGCUGCCCGGCUCCUCGCCGCGCUGGCCGCGCUCCUGGCCGCCGCCGCCACAGGCGGAGACGCCCGGCCCAGCAAAAUCGCCGUGGUUGGGGCCGGAAUCGGGGGCUCCGCCGUAGCCCAUUUCCUCCAGCAACACUUCGGGCCCCGGGUACAGAUCGACGUAUUUGAGAAGGGGACUGUGGGUGGCCGCCUGGCCACCAUCUCCGUCAACAAGCAGCACUACGAGAGCGGGGCCGCCUCCUUCCACUCCCUGAGCCUGCACAUGCAGGACUUCGUCAAGCAGCUGGGCCUGAGGCACCGGCGAGAGGUGGUGGGCAGGAGUGCCAUCUUCAGCGGGGAGCACUUCGUGCUGGAGGAGACAGACUGGUACCUGCUGAACCUCUUCCGCCUCUGGUGGCACUACGGCAUCAGCUUCCUGCGGCUGCAGAUGUGGGUGGAGGAGGUCAUGGAGAAGUUCAUGAGGAUCUACAAGUACCAGGCCCACGGUUACGCUUUCUCGGGCGUGGAGGAGCUGCUCUACUCGCUGGGGGAGUCUGCCUUCGUCAACAUGACCCAGCGCUCCGUGGCCGAGUCCCUGCUCCAAGUGGGCGUCACUCAGCGCUUUAUCGACGAUGUCGUCUCCGCUGUCCUGCGGGCCAGCUAUGGCCAGUCUGCAGCAAUGCCUGCCUUCGCUGGAGCCAUGUCACUAGCUGGGGCCCAGGGCAGCCUGUGGUCUGUGGAGGGAGGCAACAAGCUGGUUUGCUCCGGCCUGCUGAAGCUCACCAAGGCCAACGUGAUCCAUGCCACAGUGACCUCUGUGACCCUGCAAAAUACAGAAGGGAAACCCUUGUACUAUGUGGAGUACGAGAACGAGGUGGGCAACGGGUCUGACUUCUAUGACAUAGUGGUCAUCGCCACGCCCCUGCACCUGGAUAACAGCAGCAGCUCCAUCACCUUUGAGGGCUUCGACCCACCCAUCGAUGCUGCCCAGGGCUCUUUCCAGCCCACCGUGGUCUCCUUGGUCCACGGCUACCUCAACUCUUCCUACUUCGGUUUCCCUGACCCCAAGCUCUUCCCCUUCGCCAGCAUCCUCACCACAGACUUCCCCAACUUCUUCUGCGCCCUGGACAACAUCUGUCCGGUCAACAUCUCAGCCAACUUCCGGCGGAAGCAGCCCCAGGAGGCCGCCGUCUGGCGUGUCCAGUCCCCCAAGCCCCUCCUCCGGUCCCAGCUGAAGACCCUCUUCCGCUCCUACUACUCGGUGCAGACCGCCGAGUGGCGGGCCCACCCCGUGUAUGGCUCCCCCGGCACCCUCCCACGCUUCGCCCUCCACGACCAGCUCUUCCACCUCAAUGCCCUGGAGUGGGCAGCCAGCUCGGUGGAGGUGAUGGCGGUGGCUGCCAAGAACGUGGCCCUGCUGGCCUACAACCGCUGGUACCAGGACCUGGACAAGAUCGACCAAAAGGACCUGAUGCACAAGGUGAAAACCGAGCUGUGAGGGGUCCAGGGAGAGCCGGGGAGCGCCCGACCCCCGCGGAAGACGGUUCACCUCCACAGCAGCCCAGGCUGGGCAGGCUACACUGGCCACCAGACCUCGUGUGGCAAGCCGCUGCCCCUGCCGGCCUGGUCCCUGCAGCCCACUCUCUGCCUUUCUCUCUUAAGGACUUUCACAGUGUUUGCUUCUUGUUAAGGGGAGACUAAGAGAGGGAAGGAAAUUCAAGCCUGUGUAUUCAUUUUAUUUAUUUUUUUUUUUUAAGAAGAAAUAAAAAUCCAUCUCUCCAGCUGCUUCUAAUUUGGUUU
Messenger RNA from Mustela erminea (ermine), 3744 nucleotides. RefSeq names its product prenylcysteine oxidase 1 like (gene PCYOX1L). Gene Ontology annotation, molecular function: prenylcysteine oxidase activity. The transcript has 6 exons. Gene Ontology annotation, biological process: prenylated protein catabolic process; prenylcysteine catabolic process. The record is from RefSeq and is a predicted model, not a curated record. Bases 1958 to 3442 code for a protein of 494 amino acids. NCBI's taxonomy places the organism in Eukaryota, Metazoa, Chordata, Mammalia, Carnivora, Mustelidae.